CAAAGUCACAACAAGGGGGCCGAGCGACCAAUGAGCUGCUGCGGGCUGCUGAGUGCUGGGGGCCCGGGGAGCUCCGAGAGCAAAACGCCUAAGAGCGCUGGAACUUUCUCACUCGUCUUGUUUUCUCCUCAGUGAUCGAUCCAGCGACUUGAAGCGCACUUUUGGAUUAUUUGUUGGAUUUUUAUUUAUUUUUGGUUUGGAAUAAGUUGGGGUGGAGGGGACCUCCGGACAUAUGGAAUGAUUUGUCCGGGUAAGAAACGCUCGCCCACGGAGCAGAGAUUCCACGGAUUAACUUUUUUAGUAGAAAACCAAAGUUCCGGUUUAUGACUCUGCUGUGAGUUCCAGUGCCCCCGCCGCUAGCUCCACCAUGCCGCGGACCUUCCGCGGAUCCCUCCGCCCGCUGGCGUGCGUCCUCGCCCUGGCCGCGUGCUUGUCCGCGGCGUCGCCGCCGCACGGCCGGAGGCUGAUCUGCUGGCAGGCCAUCAUGAACUGUCAGACGGAGCUGGAGUGCAACUACGCCUACGACCACUACCUCCGCGCCUGCGGGCCGGUGUUGAGCGGCGAGCGGAAGAAGUGCCCCAGCCACUGCAUCUCCUCCCUGGUGCAGCUCAACAUGACCCGCAACGGCCCCGCGCUGGAGGACUGCAGCUGCGGCCACGACUCCGUGUGUACGCGCACUAAGCGGGCCAUCGAGCCCUGCCUGCCGCGGACCACCAGCACGGGCUGCACGGAGGCGCGGCGCCAGUGCGAGCGCGACCCGCAGUGCAGCUCCAGCAUGCGGGACUACUUGCACCACUGCGGGAAGCUCUUCAGCGGCGCCGUGUGUACCAACGCCUGCCGCGGCGUCAUCGCCAACAUGCGCCGGAUCCCCCGGGGGCAGCAGCUGGACGCUUGCCUGUGCGACGGCACCGAAAGGGCCAUCUGCGAGUACGUCAAAAGCAGCAUGAAGACGCUGUGCUUCGACACCCCGGAGCGGGAGGAGAGCAGCGGCUCUCACGAGGGCUUCGACCCGGAGGACGACGAGGACUACUCGGACCCUGACUACAGGGAAGAGCCGGAGAGCGGAGGCUCUUUCCUGGAGGGCCACUUUGUUUUGACCCUGCUGGCGUCCAUGUUGGCCCUCAUUUAAGACUUUCAGGUUGAGUUAUUUUCUAUGCAAAAGUUAUCAAAAAAAAAGCACACAAUACUUUGUGUGAUGGGGUCUCAAACUUGUUGUUUCUCUCUACACAACUCCAUAUAUUAGUGUACUUGUGCUCCUUACACUUCAAUGUAUGAUGCCGAGCUUCACUUCUACCAGACCAGGGGCCUCAUGUAAUAAGACUAAAAAUAGAAAAAUCCAGAAAACUACGUACACAAGUAAACAUUCAGAUCCAUUAAAGCGUGCAGACACACAUAUUUGCACGUUUAAACUUUGUGGUUCUUUCUACUCAACUCCAUAUAUUAGUGUACUUGUGCCCUUUACACUUCAAUAUAUGAUGCCGAGCUUCACUCCUACUAGACUAGGGGCCUCAUGUAAUAAGACUUAAAAUAGAAAAAUCCACAAAACUACGUAUACAAGUAAAAAUUCAGAUCCAUUAAAGCGUGCAGACACACAUAUUUGCACGUUUAAACUUUGUGGUUCUUUCUACUCAACUCCAUAUAUUAGUGUACUUGUGCCCCUUACACUUCAAUAUAUGAUGCCGAGCUUCACUCCUACUAGACUAGGGGCCUCAUGUAAUAAGACUUAAAAUAGAAAAAUCCAGAAAACUAUGUACACAAGUAAAAAUUCAGAUCCAUUAAAGCGUGCAGACACACAUAUUUGCACGUUUAAACGUUGUGGUUCUUUCUACUCAACUCCAUAUAUUAGUGUACUUGUGCCCCUUACACUUCAAUAUAUGAUGCCGAGCUUCACUCCUACUAGACUAGGGGCCUCAUGUAAUAAGACUAAAAAUAGAAAAAUCCAGAAAACUACGUACACAAGUAAAAAUUCCGAUCCAUUAAAGCGUGCA
Messenger RNA from Entelurus aequoreus (snake pipefish), 1988 nucleotides. Its product is annotated as growth arrest-specific protein 1-like. NCBI's taxonomy places the organism in Eukaryota, Metazoa, Chordata, Actinopteri, Syngnathiformes, Syngnathidae. The transcript has a single exon. Gene Ontology annotation, biological process: regulation of cell cycle. The record is from RefSeq and is a predicted model, not a curated record. The coding region runs from base 368 to 1129 and encodes 253 amino acids.